AUGUCUGCUGCUGCUCCCAAGACCCCGAUUUGGCUCGACUGCGAUACCGGCCAUGAUGAUGCUUACGCACUUCUUUUGUGUGCCCAUGACCCUCAAGUCGAGCUGCUUGGUGUAAGCACAGUUCACGGCAACGCUGCGCUCGACCAGACGACCUACAACACUAGGGCGGUACUCGAAGCCGUUGGUAGGCGCGAUGUCAAAGUAUACUCUGGCGCAGCGAAACCGAUUACCCGCGAUGCUGUACACGCAGCCGAUAUCCAUGGCGAAUCCGGGCUAGAUGGAGUCACAUUGCUUCCAGUGCCAGUUGAGCCAGCAGCCACCGAUGUCGACCAUCUCGAGGCCGCAUACCGGGCACUCAUUGCUACACCCCCGGACACUGCCUGGCUAGUUUCCACAGGUACCCUGACCAACAUUGGCUUGCUGUUCCAGAAAUACCCCGAUCUUGCAGGCCACAUCAAAGGCCUCAGCAUCAUGGGAGGAGCUGUCGGCGGAGGCUUCACAGAUGCACCAAUGGGUAAAGUAGAAGGCGAGGGAGAGAGGUUUGGCAACUGGACCCCCUACGCUGAGUUCAACAUCUACUGCGACCCCGAAGCCUCGCACCUCAUCUUCUCCAACCCCAUCCUACGCCCCAAAACAACCCUCAUCCCCCUCGACCUCACCCACCAAGUCCUCGGCACCCGCAAAGUCCGGCAAACCCUCCUCUACGGCUCCGGAAUCUGGGACACGUCUUCACGCACAUGCGAAAAAGAUGGUCCGACACCAACCCCCUUGCGCGCCCUCUUCACGCAGAUAAUGUCCUUCUUCGCCUCGACCUACGCCGACGUCUUCUCCAUCACCCAAGGACCGCCUUUGCACGACCCCCUCGCCGUCUCCGCAGCAUACAACCCGCGCAUCUUCGACGACCGAGACGGCGAGCGCUUCCUCGUCGACAUCGUCACCGACGGCCUUCACUCGUCUGAUCAAGCCCUCGUCGCCGAGCUCGGCAGGACUAAAGUCACCAAACUGCCCCCCGGCCACCCUGGCUGCAGGAUCCCCCGAGCAGUCGACCUCGACGCUUUUUGGGCCUCCAUCGAGACUGCCCUCGCAACUGCGGAUGCUGCUAGUCCAUUGCCUACUGUCCAGCCUGCCGACUUGGAGCGUGCCGGCGUUUAUGAGGGCGUCGGCACGCCUUGGUGA
Molecule: messenger RNA, 1176 nt
Organism: Bipolaris maydis ATCC 48331
Lineage: Eukaryota; Fungi; Ascomycota; Dothideomycetes; Pleosporales; Pleosporaceae
Product: Inosine/uridine-preferring nucleoside hydrolase domain-containing protein
Biological process (GO): purine nucleoside catabolic process
Cellular component (GO): cytosol
Molecular function (GO): purine nucleosidase activity
Source: RefSeq, a predicted model, not a curated record